Messenger RNA from Grammomys surdaster, 1903 nucleotides. RefSeq names its product CD3e molecule associated protein (gene Polr1g). NCBI's taxonomy places the organism in Eukaryota, Metazoa, Chordata, Mammalia, Rodentia, Muridae. Gene Ontology annotation, biological process: transcription by RNA polymerase I. The transcript has 3 exons. The record is from RefSeq and is a predicted model, not a curated record. The coding region runs from base 262 to 1599 and encodes 445 amino acids.
UCCAAGAUCCGAGCUAGCUUGCGUUUCUGACAAACAGGGACUUGAUUUCCACCUUCAGGGCAUUCUUACGAAAUUAAUCACUCCUAUGCUGUGUAAGCUUUAAGAGUGGGGGUUAGCCGGAUUCUGCAAAUAGUGACAGCGCCGAGCCACGACCCGGCUCUCCUACGCUACUUGGAUGCUUCCGGGUGCGGCUCCACCCCUGGGGUCCACGUGGUGGGCAGCCUUCCGCGCAGGUCCUGCGUGGGCUCCUCCAGAGUUGGGAUGGAGGGUACUCCGGCCUGCGGUGCCACUCGGUUCUCCUGCCCUCCCCACUUCACGGAGAUGUCUCCAGACUCGGAUCCCCCUCGUUUCUCCUUGGAGGCGCUUACAGGUCCAGAUACAGAACUGUGGCUUAUCCGAGCCCCUGCAGACUUCGCCCCACAGUGCCUCAAUGGGCGGCAUGUGCCUCUGUCUGGCUCCAAGACUGUGAAGGGCAAACUGGAUGGCAAGAAGCACCGAUACCGGGUCUUUACCAGCAGCCCCCAGGCUGGAGAAGCCACCUUGCUUGCAUCUUCAUCGGAGGCAGGUGGCAGACUCACCUGCGCUCCCGCGCCCAACGGAAGCCUAAGGAUCAUGGAGGGUCCUCCAGAAUGUCUUAUCUCUCGGGUCCCCCUGCAGCCGAUCCCCACAAGCCUUCCACCUCAGAUCCCUGCUGGUCUGCGGCCUUGCUUCUCUGCCUUUGGAGGCAGCCCUCCCGUAACAGGGCCGGGGUCAGCCUCAGCUCUGAGGUCACCCACUUCAGGGAAGAAGAAAAAGAAGAGAAAGGGCACAGAAGCCUCAGACCCUCAGGAGGCUGUGAACAGGCACGGGAUCCUGGAGGUGGAAACAGCCUGGGGUAACCUAGGAAUGGAUGUGAAAAAGAAGAAGAAAAAGAGGCAUCAUGUGGGGCAGGGGGAGAUGGAGGCCGAGGUAGUGGAGCCCGAGGCAGAGCUGCCAGUCCCAUCUGCCACCAGCAGCAAGAAGAGGAAGAAGUCCAAGGGGGCAGAGACAUUCCAGGCAGAAGAGGAUCUGGGGCACAUUGAACCUGUGGCUCAAACAGAGCCUCCUGAGGGGACCUUCCUGUCCUCCACCAAAAAGAGAAAGAGGCAGAAGGAAGCUGAAGGGACAGAGGAGGUGGACGGCACCAUGGCUGGCUCUCAGCCACAGGUCACUGUGGAACCCCAUGAGGAAACCAUCCUACUGUCCCCUACAAAGAGGAGGAGAAAAGAAAAGAGACAGAAUUUGGUGAGGGAGGCAGAGAUGGGACUCCCUGGAGUGCUCAUGGAGACUGAACUUUCAGAACAUGGGCUUCAGGAUGAAGUAGCUCCUAAGUCCCCCAAGAAGACAAAGAAGAAAAAGGAAAAGUGGGUGGACGAGGCAGAGGUGACAGAGGCUGCCUUUGAGCCCCAGGGGGCUCUAGCACCCAGCAAGAAAAAAGAGAGAGGACAGAAAGCAACAGAGUCUGAGGUGACUGACCCAAGACAAUCCGAGGAACCAGAGCCCAGGGCCAGUCAAAAAUCCCCCAAGAAGAAGAAAAAGAAGGAUCAGGAAAGUGGGGUACAGGACACUGUUCCCCACUGAGAGCUGUCUCCUACGGGACAGGAGAAACAGAAGAGGGAACUUGAGCAGGAGCCAUCACAAGUCCCUGGGGAGGGGGAAAGGGGGGAAACUUGCAGGGCUGAGAUUAGAAAUCAGCAAACGUGCACAUCCACAAGGGCCUGGGCAUGCAAAUGCUUUAUUGUGACACUGGGCAUCGGUGGCAGCGGGUCAUCGAGGCACUUUGAGGAAGGGUUCAUGUAGUACUUCAAAGAGCCUGCGGGCCUGAGGGGAAGAGGAGAAGAGGACUCGUCAUUAAAGGUGCUGUGUGCCUGCUGUUUGGUGUGGG